Molecule: messenger RNA, 1149 nt
Organism: Dioszegia hungarica
Lineage: Eukaryota; Fungi; Basidiomycota; Tremellomycetes; Tremellales; Bulleribasidiaceae
Product: Uroporphyrinogen decarboxylase
Exons: 3
Coding region: 1-1149 (382 amino acids)
Biological process (GO): heme biosynthetic process
Cellular component (GO): cytosol
Molecular function (GO): uroporphyrinogen decarboxylase activity
Source: RefSeq, a predicted model, not a curated record
AUGUCGACCCCUCAAGAAUGCACCCUCAAGGGCGCGUCUACCUGGCGCGACACGCUCGCGUCGUUCCCGCCGCUCAAAAAUGAUUUGUUGUUGCGCGCUGCGGCGGGGGAGGAGACGGAACGUGCGCCGGUUUGGGUGAUGAGGCAGGCGGGGAGGUAUCUGCCUGAAUUCCUCGCCAUCCGCAAAGACCACUCCUUUUUUGAAUGCUGCCAGACCCCCGCGCUCGCCUCCGCCCUCACUCUCCAGCCAAUCGACCGAUACCCGCGCCUCGACGCCUCCAUCAUCUUCUGCGACAUCCUCGUCGUCCCCCAAGCGAUGGGCAUGACGGUGCUCAUGCAGCCCGAGAAAGGACCUGUCUUCCCGGAACCCUUGGUCACGCCGGACGACAUCUCGAAACUCCGGGAACACGUCGAUGUGGACAAGGAGCUCGGGUACCUCUUUGAGGCGAUCACGCUUACGCGGAAGGGGCUGGACGGGCGGGUGCCGCUGAUCGGUUUCUGCGGGGCGCCAUGGACGCUCAUGGCGUAUAUGGUGGAAGGAGGCGGGAGCAAGACGUUCGAGAAAAGUAAAGGGUGGCUGUAUCGGUAUCCGGAGGAGAGUAAGAGGUUGUUGGAGAGGGUCGCGAGGGUGUGUGGGGAGUUGUUGGUCGGGCAGGUAUUGGCGGGUGCACAGCUCCUCCAAGUCUUCGACUCUUGGGCCGGCGAACUCACGCCACACCAAUUCCAAACCUUCGCCCUCCCCCCUCUCCUCUCUAUCGCCUCCUACGUCCACUCCACCCUCUCCGCCCUCGGCCACCCCGGAGUCCCCAUCACUCUCUUCCCCAAGGGGGUCCACUCCCCCUCGUCUCUUUCCCUCCUCUCUGAUCCCUCCGCUACCGGAUACGCCACCCUCGGACUGGACUGGCAAGUCGACCCCCAAGAGAUCCGGCAGAUUGUAGGCAAGACGGUCAACCUGCAGGGAAACUUUGAUCCGGUGGUUCUGUAUGGUGGCAAAGAGGGGAUUGAGAAGGAGGUCGAGCGGGUGUGUGAGCGGUGGAAGGGUGCGGGAGGCGGGUGGAUUGCGAAUUUGGGGCAUGGGAUUACGCCGAAUGUCAAGCCGGAGAUGAUGGGGUGGUUCUUGGAGUGCGUUCACAAGUACUCGAAGCGGUAG